Messenger RNA from Lucilia cuprina (Australian sheep blowfly), 1109 nucleotides. RefSeq names its product NCK-interacting protein with SH3 domain. Gene Ontology annotation, biological process: endocytosis. The transcript is spliced from 3 exons. The record is from RefSeq and is a predicted model, not a curated record. Lineage: Eukaryota; Metazoa; Arthropoda; Insecta; Diptera; Calliphoridae. The coding region runs from base 77 to 577 and encodes 166 amino acids. Gene Ontology annotation, molecular function: Arp2/3 complex binding.
AGAUUAUCUGGGCGUACAUUUUGCCUCAUUUCUGUUAGAAAUAGUUGAAGGCAAUAAUCCUGAAGUAUUAGUCGAUAUGGUUAUAGCAUUAAUUUUAGCAUUUAAUUUACAAUUUACGGAUUUCUCACAAAAUGUAGUGGUGGAAGCCAUGCAGAAUUUACCCUCUGCCAAAGUAUUUACCGAAAAGAUUUUACUAUUACUAAAUCGGGAAGAAGAUCCUAUAAAAGUUCUUAAGCACUCAACGGAUACCAUGAAUUCGGUAUUGAAAAUGUUUAUCGAUAUCUUUAGUAUACCCGAAACUGCUGGAAUGUUUUAUACGAACGAUAAUAAAGUAUUAAUCGAUAUUAUAGUCAGACAAUUAACUGAUCUAUGUGCUGGUAAUCCGUUGAGACGCUGUUAUUUGGAAUUAUGUCGUCGUAUUUUACGCAACACCAACUAUCAGGAACAUCAGCAUCGUAAGCAAGAUUUUAUGAAAAUCUUUACGCGUAUAUUUUGUGAGGAAACUGAAUGUAGUGCCUCUGAUCAGCAAUUAGUAAGAGAUAUUGCCAAUGAAUUUCCCCAAAUAUUUAAAGCUUAAAUUGGGGAAAUUUCUUAAGAAAUACAAACAAACAAACUCUAGUCUAAUAUUACGCAAUUUUUAUGGAAUUUUUUUUUCUGAGUUUAUAUCGAUAUUAAUUUAAAAAUUUCCUUCUUUUCAUAUUAUGUGAUAGCAUUUAAUUUCUUGCCUUCUUUUUAUUAUAUAUUUUUUAAUUUCAACAUUUCAAAUUAAGUUCGUUUGCUAGUCCUAUAAUAUGAUCUUUUAUUCAGCAUUUUUUAUUUCCUAGUUAUAAGGAAAUCAAUAUAAACCAAAGCAAAACCUUCUUGUUAUUAGCAUUUAAGUGGAAUCGUUUUGAAGCGUUUCUUUUGUUAAGAAAAUCUAAUUUUAAUUUUCAUCAAUAACUGUGUAUCAUGUAGAAAAAUACAAUAUACAAUAUAGUUGUCAUUUCAUUUAUUCUCGUUUAUUGUAUACAAACAGUAAUAAUAGUUAUAUAUAGCAAUCAUUUUAAAUGAUUCCCAUAUGAAUUCAUCUAUAUCAUUGAAAAAUAAAACACACAUAAGUGCAUAUAAAA